Hemicordylus capensis (graceful crag lizard) is the source of this 6419-nucleotide messenger RNA. RefSeq names its product pleckstrin homology domain containing A1 (gene PLEKHA1). Gene Ontology annotation, cellular component: cytoplasm; membrane. The record is from RefSeq and is a predicted model, not a curated record. Gene Ontology annotation, molecular function: PDZ domain binding. NCBI's taxonomy places the organism in Eukaryota, Metazoa, Chordata, Lepidosauria, Squamata, Cordylidae. The coding region runs from base 462 to 1652 and encodes 396 amino acids. The transcript has 13 exons.
UAGUUUUAGCUCAGAACUGAAGGCUACAGAAUGGGCAAUACAAAUCCCAGCAUGCAACUGAAUCAAAGUAAUAGCGCGACGAAAAGGAGGCGCUAAAAGACUACACGGCCCAGGAUGCUUCUCGGGAAGCGAAGCCAGUCUUCCAGGCUCCCUUCCGCGCGUGACUUUUAUGGGACUUGUAGUCCUUCAGACUUAACUUUGGCGGCGUUGCUCGCCGGCAGGGGAGCUGAGCGCAUGCGUCUGGCUGCAAUAGGCAGUUCCUGUAGCUCACCGAGGUAACUAAUAAAGUUUCUCCUUUGAGGAGGGUUAAAAAGAGAAAGAGAGAGAGAGAAAGCCCGAGCGCCGCCGAGAGGAAAAGAGGGCGGGGCUGAUCUCGGGGAGCGGCGGAGCGGGGCGCGCUGCUCUCGGCGCUGCCACCACAGGAACCUUCCCUGGACUUCAUGUAAUGUUCAAGUUCAGAAAUGCCUUAUGUGGAUCGUCAAAAUCGUAUUUGUGGUUUUCUAGACAUUGAAGAAAAUGAAAAUAGUGGGAAGUUUCUGCGGAGAUACUUUAUAUUGGACACAAGAGAAGAUAAUUUGGUGUGGUACAUGGAUAAUCCACAGAACCUUCCCUCUGGAUCUCCGCCAGUUGGGUCCAUUAAACUUACCUACAUUUCAAAGGUUAGCGAUGCAACUAAGCUGAGGCCAAAGGCAGAAUUCUGUUUUGUAAUGAAUGCAGGGAUGAGAAAAUACUUUCUACAAGCCAAUGAUCAGCAAGAUUUAGUUGAAUGGGUAAAUGUGCUGAACAAAGCUACCAAAAUCACAGUACCAAAGCAGGCUGAUUCACAUUCUCAGACUGAGAAUUCAAAUCGUCAUGCUGAAAAUCUGGGGAUAAAGAAACAAAUGUCUUACAGAACCGAGAUAGUUGGUGGUGUUCCCAUUAUAACUCCUACUCAGGAAGAGGUAAAUGAAUGUGGUGAAGGUGAUAAAAACUACUUGAAACGGUCCCAAAGCCACCUUCCUUACUUUUCUGCUAAACAUGUCCCCGAUAAUGCUGUGAUCAAAGCUGGCUAUUGUGUUAAGCAAGGAGCAGUGAUGAAAAACUGGAAAAGAAGAUACUUCCAGCUGGAUGAGAACACAAUAGGCUACUUCAAAUCUGAACUGGAUAAGGAGCCUCUUCGGAUUAUACCACUAAAAGAGGUUCAUAAGGUCCAGGAAUGUAAACAAAGUGACAUAAUGAUGAGAGACAAUCUAUUUGAAAUUGUAACAACUUCUCGAACCUUUUAUGUUCAGGCAGAUAGUCCAGAGGACAUGCACAGCUGGAUUAAAGCAAUUUCUGGUGCAAUAGUGGCACAGAGGGGACCUGGAAGAUCAGCAGCUUCUAUGCGGCAGGCCAGAAGGCUGUCGAAUCCUUGUAUACAGAGGUAUACAUCAAGAACUGGUGAAUGCAGCACGAAUAUUCCAACUGUACUUCAGAACCCAACUGUCCUGCAAAAACAGCAGCAGCAAGCAGCUCACAUUCCACAACCACUCACAACCCCACUUUGGUCUCAACCCUUAACCCCAAGCCCCUUGUCUUGGAGAAGGGAAGAUUUCACGAAUCUUUUACCAAGGCCAAGCCAGGGAGCGUCAAGAUCCAGGCUGUCUCUUCAAGAGACCCAACUUCCAAAGUGACUCUACAGGGCCUAUUGGAACCUCAUAAUAAAAAUGGCACUCAGGAACAGGAUCCUGGCCCAGUGGAUCUGGAUGAUGCAAGCCUUCCAGUCAGUGAUGUGUAAUAAUGGGAAGAGUUUGGAGAAUGAUCCAUUUGUUUUUGGUCCUUGAAUUUCCUUGAUCAGACUUUCUGCCAAAGAUGACUAUGGGAUGAAAGAACAAAGAAUGGAAUGUGGCUUAUAUAGAUCUGUAUGUGUUGCAUACAUUGAAAUUUAUGUAUGUUUAAAUAGUUAUAUGCUGCCUUGUACUGAUUAUCAUAGCAGGCCUUUUGCUUUUUCUGCAGCCUGAUGAUAAAUCACUUUCUAAUGGGAAGGGGCCAAAAUAAAUGAUUAAAAAUUUGUUGCCAAUAAGCAAGAUACCAGCUGUUUUUCAUCAUCAGUUUGGCAAAACUAAGAUUGGCAUCUUAGUUUCUAAUAAAAAUGUCAACAGGUGUGACAAUUCAGGCUACUAAUAAGGAAGUUGGUUUUUAAAAAUUUCCUCCCAAAUAUUGGCCAUUGAUAUGUACUGAGUCUGUUCUUAUGCGAUCAACACUUUUGAACCUUAUUGAACCUAGCAACGUUUCACAUAAUGCACUUUUCCUGUUUAGAAAGAGUCUUCUUUAGAAAAGACUGUGGGCUGGGGCAGAUGUCAUAGGAACACAGGAAGCUGCUAUAUAUUCAGUCAGACCAUUCAUCCAUCUAUCUCAGUAUUGUCCACACUGACUGAGAGUGGCUUUUUCAAGGUUUCAGGCAGGAAUCUUUCCCAGCUCUACCUGGAGAUGCCAAAGAUCGACUCUGGAACCUUCUGCAUGCAAAGCAGAUGUUCUACCACAGAGCUAUAGCACCAUCCCCAUGUCAUACAGGAGUACACCCCACCCGCUGCUUGCCCAAGCCUUGGAAGAAUUCUGCUUUUGAUUGUGGUUAAAAACAAACCAAGAUCAAUUAUGAUGUCCAAACCUAUCAAUCUUGAUCUAACAUAAUCAGCUUCCUUGAAAUAAACCAAAAUCCUAAUUGCACUUCAAACUUUCGUUUAGAUCUUGUUUAUUUCAAGGACGUUGGUUGUGAUAAAUUAAAGUUGGUUGAGAUGUCAAGUGAUUUUGGUUUGUGUUUAACCCCAUUUGGAGGUAGAGCUCUUUCAAGGCCUCAGCAAGCAGAAGGUGGGGCAGGGAUUGUGCUCCUGAGGCUUUGGUAAUUCUGUGGAACCAAAUUUGACGGGUUUCACAUGAUAUCUGAACUGGCCCUGUAUGUACUGCAGUGUCUGAAAUGUGCAUGUUCCUCACUGAGAUUACAUAUAUUUCACAGCCACUGCAUACUUCGCUAAACUAUCUGUAUAAUCAUGGCAGAGGAAAAUGCUACAUUAUAAUCAUUGCAUACAUGUGGUUACCAAAUAUGAAGAUUACCUCUGUAAGAAACUAGAAUGUGAAGCAUCCCUAAAGGGGAGAGCCACAGAUCAUUUACAUGGACAUAAGCCUGUUGACUUAAUUGGAACUCCGCCUUUUUAUAACUCUUUUGUGAAUCAUUGCCCUUCUUCCAUAGAAUUCUGCUCCCUUAGAAUUCCAGCUAUUUGGUGCUGUUAAACUUACAUUAGAGUAAUACAGCUAUUUUGAAUAUUAAGCCUAUUUUUGAUGCACUCUUAAAGGUGAAUUGUAACUUUUGCACAUUUGGAUAUUAAUGGACCACCAAUAAGUAAGGGUGUUACGUGAUUUUUUUUAAAGUAGAGAGAAGGGAAACUGGACAACUAAAAUAUUGUAAAGGUUUAACUAAAAGUAUUUUAUAUUGGGCUUUGCAGAAAUUAAAUGUUUAAAACAAUUACCUAAGAUUUUAUUUCUCUUAUGUAUGAUUCCAUGUGUUGUGAAUGGUUCUUGUUUUAUAUUUGCGUCAGUAAAGACUGAACAAAUUUUGUUCCAUGCUGUUAACUGGUACUGAAUUGUUCAACCAUGCAAUUGUGGCCUGUAACUUUUGGUGCACUAAAUUGUAUUAAAAGUGCCUGUUGGUUCUUCCUUCAUGGUGUGCUAAAUGUGGUGGGGUUAGAUGGAUACUGGACCUUGCUUUUAUGGUUUUGAACCCUGGGGUUAAAUUAUUUGUGUAGCCUAAUUCAGUACAUGUAUAACAUGAUAUGCCAGGGAAGCCAGCAUACCUGUAUCUGCUAGUUGUUCAGUGGGAUUUCUAAACUGGAUAUUUGUUCAAGGGAUGUGGUGAUAAAAAUAAUGGGUUUAAGAAGCGGAUGUUAGAUACUUGAUUGGAAUGAGCAUGCACUGUUUUGUAGCAUGCACUGUCUUUUUAGGUUGUGAAAAUGUUUGCUUUAAUCAAUAAAUGCCCCAGGUUUCACAUGCUGCUUAAUGCAAUUCAGAUUUUCCAGUUUUGCAGUACUGUGAUUGCAGUAUGUAUAACGCUUGACAAUGCAUGCCAAAACAACAACACAGAUGUGUGAAUGUCAAAUGUCAAGAACUUGAAUAAAUGGUAAUACAGUUGAAUUAUGUCCUGGGGUACAGAUAAGCAACCUUUUGUGAAACAAGUAGAUCCCAAAGGAAGUUGUAUGGGAUCCUUAUAGGCUGGGGUCUGCUGGUCUCUCUAUCCUCUCCCCCUGGUGAGAUGAGACCAAAAGGGUUAUCAGCCUAUAUUCUACCCAAUUCAAUGGAGAGCCUAGGUGUUCUGUAUUAUAGGGUUUAAUCUGAUGUGGAUUCUCAGCUGCCCCACGCCUAAAAUCUCAUUAGAAGACCGUGGCUCACAGUCCAAUGAAAUUUAUUUUUAUUUUACAAGCAGUGCCCAGUUUUCAUUUGCUGACUAGACUGAUAGAAGGGUCAUAUAUUUUAAAAAAUAACAUUAGUUUCAAACGCAAGAAUAAUUUGGUCACUGUCCUUCCACUUGUUUAAACUGAAACUUGACAGUGAUCAAAUUCCCUGAAGCCAGCACUAGAUAGAGGUAAGAUGACAUUCCUUCGUAAUCCAUACUAUUUAAAAACUUCAGGGAGACUUUCAAUACUAUGAUGACCAGCCCUAUUAAGCCCUAAGGCUCUUGCAAUAAUGAUCUGUGUUGGUUUACAGCAUUAGACUUGAAACUUAGAUUACUCUCACUCCAUUAUCACAACUGUGUGUUUUAUUUUGGAAUAUAGUCUUUAGGGAACAGCUUAAAUAGUCGGUAGGCUCCAAAGCAAUGUGCCCAAGAAAAUGCCUUUCCCACAAAAUUGCUUGAUCUAUUUUCCCUCUAAGAUUGCUUGAACUAUUCACAGCGGUUUCUCAUGUGAUCUUCUGCUGGUAUCUGCAAGGGGGCUCAUUCUGCAUACCAGUCUGUGAACUGUCUGUCUUUAUCAUCCAUGUUUGUUUUGCAUGCAAAAACAUGCAUCGAGAUAUAGAAGAAUUUUACACAAUUGGUGCAGUCUGAAUCUUACAUUGUACCCUUUCUGAUUCCAUUGUCUCAGCUCUCUAAAAUUUUUGUUCUUCAUUUUUUGUGUGGAUUUGCACCUUCUACUUAUACCCCUAGAUUUGUUACUAAUUCUGUCUGCUAGCAAAAGCUAAGAUCCUGGAUCCUAAAAAAUGGCUACUCUUGUGUUUCUGGUAAGCAGCUACUUUAGAUUUCCAGGUUGCUUCCCUUUUUCCAGGAUACUGGUUACACUUAUUGAAAGGUACAUGGGUGCAAAUGUAGCCUGUGAAUAAAAUAAGCCCCAUGCCUGCAAAUCUGAGGAGUAAAGACCUGUGUAGAGAAAUGCAAAGAUUUGGUUCUGUCACAGUGAAAAACUGAAGUUAGAUGAGUGAUAGUGUGGGCGAAAGACAGGAUAGAGUAGUAGCAAUGCUUAAAUGCAGUGAUCUUGUUUCAGAUGGAUUCGUUAUAAUAGCACCUUUAUAUUUCUGAACCAUAAGCUAAACAUUUUGCAAGCAGUGUUUGUAAAUUACUUUUAUUUGCCACCUUGGUUACAUGUGAAAAACAAGUUGAAUGUUAUAAGUAGUUUAGUAGCAGACAUCUUGACUUGUAUCAAAAAUAGCCAAUAGGUGUUUGAAACCUUUAUUUUCACAAAUAUGUACUUUGUGGGAGAAACUAAAUUGGAGUGUGUGUGUGUGUGUGUUGACAAUACUUUAACAUAGUUUUAGAUUUUCUGGUUGUGGUACAGUUUCUGCAUUGCAUGUUGUUUUAUUCUUUCUUGAUAUUGCCAAUUUUACAUAACGAAUUUGAAACAAAACAUCUAAGAAUCCUUAUUGGACUCUUUUAAAACCAAUCAGCUUAGUAGUUCUGUAGUGUGGGGAAAAUAUUUGUGGUUGGUAAAAUUGUCAGGGUCUUAUUUAUAAGUACUUUUUAUAAAAUUGAUGAACACCUGUUAAAUUAUUUUAGAACCUGUGCUGUUUUCUGUAAAUAUGUCACACAUAAAUUGUUAAUAAAUUGACUUCAAUAACUAAAUACCGCAAUCCUAUCAGACUACUACAUUUAGUGUACUUCAAAAGAUAAAUGUUAAUAUUGACUGAAAUUAUUUUUGCAUUUUUUUCCUGAAUUCACAGAACACUCUACUGAAAUGUUAAGAAAUAAACAAUAACAGACCUGUUGUGAAAACAUUACUUUCUACAAUACAAUAAUCCUUUGGUACCAUCAGGCCUUAAAAUACAGUGAUACCAUGUCUUGUUUUGUUUAAAUGUCAUCUGGUAUGGUCAUUUGCUAGUAGUGUGUUCAUUUGGUGGUGGUCUGGUAAGAAGAUACCCUAGUCACUUGUGAAUACCAAUGGUUGUAUUUGUUUGCUUCAAAAGUAAAUUUUACAGUUCUCUAA